UCCCCGGGGCUGGGCGCYGCUGGCGGAGCCGACGGGGCGGAGAGGAGGGCGGCGGGAGGAGGAGAAGGGGGCUGGUCAAGGGAAGUGCGACGUGUCUGCGGAGCCUUUUUAUACCUCCUUCCCGGGAGUCGAGCAGCCGCCGCCACCAUCACAGCCGCCAUCCGUGCGACCUUCGGUCUCUGGUCCCAGAACCCGGGCUCCGCCACAGCCAGCCAGAAUGUCUGGGGUCAAGAAGCAGAGGACGGACAACCAACAGAAAUCUACCAAUGUAGUGUAUCAGGCCCACCACGUCAGCAGGAAUAAGAGAGGACAGGUGGUUGGAACAAGGGGUGGAUUCCGAGGAUGUACUGUGUGGCUAACAGGUCUCUCUGGUGCUGGAAAAACAACAAUAAGUUUUGCUCUGGAAGAGUACCUCGUCUCCCAUGCCAUCCCAUGCUAUUCCCUGGAUGGGGACAAUGUCCGUCAUGGCCUUAACAAGAACCUGGGCUUCUCGCCUGGGGACCGAGAAGAAAACAUCCGCCGGAUUGCUGAGGUGGCUAAGCUGUUUGCGGAUGCUGGUCUGGUUUGCAUUACCAGCUUCAUCUCUCCAUUUGCAAAGGAUCGUGAGAAUGCCCGUAAAAUCCACGAAUCAGCAGGACUGCCAUUCUUUGAGAUAUUUGUAGAUGCACCUCUAAAUAUUUGUGAAAGCAGAGAUGUAAAAGGCCUCUACAAACGGGCUCGAGCUGGGGAGAUUAAAGGAUUUACAGGUAUCGAUUCUGAUUAUGAGAAGCCCGAAACUCCUGAGUGUGUGCUUAAAACCAAUUUGUCUUCAGUGAGCGACUGUGUCCACCAGGUGGUGGAACUUCUACAAGAACAGAACAUUGUACCCCAUGCCACAAUCAGAGGCAUCCAUGAACUCUUUGUGCCAGAAAACAAACUCGAUCAGGUCCGGGCUGAGGCUGAGAAUCUCCCUUCGUUAUCAAUCACCAAGCUGGAUCUCCAGUGGGUCCAGGUGUUGAGUGAAGGCUGGGCCACUCCCCUCAAAGGUUUUAUGCGGGAGAAGGAAUACUUGCAAACCAUACACUUUGACACCCUGCUAGAUGGCAUGGUCCUUUAUGAUGGAGUGAUCAACAUGAGCAUUCCCAUCGUGCUGCCCGUCUCUAUGGAUGAUAAGACUCGGCUGGAAGGGUGCAGCAAGUUUGUCCUGACACAUGGCGGACAAAGAUUGGCUAUCAUGCAUGACCCUGAGUUCUACAAGCAUAGGAAAGAGGAGCGCUGUUCCCGCGUGUGGGGGACCACAUGUUCAAAACAUCCCCAUAUCAAAAUGGUGAUGGAAAGUGGGGAUUGGCUGGUUGGUGGAGACCUUCAGGUGCUGGAGAGAAUAAGAUGGAAUGACGGGCUGGACCAAUACCGUCUGACACCUCUGGAGCUCAAACAGAAAUGUAAAGAAAUGAAUGCUGAUGCAGUGUUUGCCUUCCAGUUGCGCAAUCCCGUCCACAAUGGCCAUGCUCUGUUGAUGCAGGACACCCGUCGCCGGCUCCUGGAGAGGGGCUACAAACACCCAGUACUCCUGCUCCACCCUCUGGGGGGCUGGACCAAGGAUGAUGAUGUGCCUCUGGACUGGCGGAUGAAACAGCAUGCUGCUGUGCUUGAGGAAGGGGUCCUGGACCCCAAAUCAACCAUUGUUGCUAUCUUUCCAUCUCCUAUGUUAUAUGCCGGCCCCACAGAGGUCCAGUGGCACUGCAGGGCCCGGAUGAUUGCAGGGGCCAACUUCUACAUCGUGGGCAGGGAUCCUGCAGGAAUGCCCCACCCUGAGACCAAGGAGGACCUGUAUGAACCCACUCAUGGGGGGAAGGUCUUGAGCAUGGCCCCUGGCCUCACCUCUGUGGAAAUCAUUCCAUUCCGAGUGGCUGCCUACAACAAGGCUAAAAAAGCCAUGGACUUCUAUGAUCCAACAAGGCACAAUGAGUUCGACUUCAUCUCAGGAACCCGUAUGAGGAAGCUCGCCAGAGAAGGAGAAAAUCCCCCAGAUGGCUUCAUGGCCCCCAAAGCAUGGAAAGUCCUGACAGAUUAUUACAGGUCCCUGGAGAAGCUCAACUAAAUGCACCUUGGCUCCUAAGGUUUCCUUCUGAAGUGCUCUUUGAUUACCUUUUCUAUUUUUGUGAUUAGAUAUUUUAUAUCCACAUUGCUUCUUAGUGACUGAUUUUAAAAUUAAUAUUUUGUAAAAAGGCAAAAACUGUGCCUAUAAUUUAAAGCCAACUUCAUUUUUAUAUAUCAAAGUCAAACUGAAGAUUAAAUAUUAGCAGGUGAAAGCAAUGUUGUUAUACAUUUCAGAAUGAAAUUAGCUGUAUUCUCUACCAUAUCAGAGCACGUAGGUCCCAGAUUUCUAAAGCUUUGACCAUGUGUCUAGUUUACUUGCAAAAAAAGUGAAGCACAUUUUUCAGCUUAAACUUGUCAACCUACAAUCUCAAUAUCAUGUACCAGUGGCAAAAUAAAUUGGAUUAACAGCCCCUUCUGUACAACUGGAAAAAAAAAAAUCAUCACCCUAAAUGAGAUGUGCCUCACAUCAAGUUUCUUGCUAAUCAUUUACCUCAUGACUAUACACAGCCUUACUGCCCAAUAUCCUCUGACUGGAGAAAGAAAAUGUGUGAUAAUGUGAAUUUAGUCUUAGGAGUCUAUGCAACCUACUUCUGCCAUGCAAGUUAUAUUUUCCAAUAAGAGAAGUUUCAGUGGCCUUCCAUGACAAAUAAAUUGUGAUAUAAUAAUAUAGAGUACUCUAAUGAAGGAAUUUGUACCAAUGGAUCAAUCUGACCAUGUUAUAGAAAGUUAAUUUUUCUCCUUUGUUGUGGUCACUGUGUCUACAGAGUGGUUAGGGCCUAUCUGACAGCAGCAGCAACAGCUAUAAAUAACCAAAAAGUAAUUCACAUCAUCAGACUAGCAAGGAACUAGAACUGGAAAAGACCGCAGAAUUAUCAAAUACUAACAUUUUCUCUUAGAGGUAAACAAAAUUAGGAGAUAUACAUUCAUGUGCCUUGUGAGCUGCUGAGCAUUAUAUCAAAAAAUGAAAAAUUCCCAUUAGGAAGUACUCUUGGCACUGAAUGAGUGCCCAGGACAUUUGGAUCCUGUCUGGUGUUCUGUCUACACCAGACAAUACAGCUGGGUCUGUGCCCCCUCAGCUUCUUAGUCUUUUGACCAGCGGGGGCUUAAAAAGCAGCCUUUUUGGAUAAAAAAAAAGGUCCAGAGUUUUGUAAACUCCACUAAUUUUAUUGUAGUUGGAACUGAAACUUUUCCAAAGACUCAGGCUGUUCUGAGAUGUCCUAUGAUGGCUUUAAUUCCAAGAAAUAAUCUUUUGUGCUCUAUGCAUAAAUUUUAUGCCAAGGAACAUAUGAAAAAACAGCAUAUUUUAUACAUAGGUUUCUAUUGGAGAAACCUAAACUAGAAAUAGAAAACUGAUUUUUUUUUCAUAUUGUCCAUUAAAAAAAAAAGUCUGGGCUAAUACAAGUUCUUUUGAUAAUAAAUUACACACAAUGGCCACAGCAAAGUUUGUUUUUAACACAAUAGUGCCUAUACUCAUUUAAUCAGAGAUACUCACAAUGCUGCCUUUUUAGAAAACAGGAUAUUUAUUUAAAACAUGAGAUAGGAUAUAGUGCCUUAACCAAAAUGUAUUUUGUGAUUUUAAAAAAAUAUAUUUAAAAUUGCUCUUUUGCUGUAGUUCUAUAUUUAGUGCAAUGACUCUUUCUGUGUACAACCGAUGCUUGUCCUUAUUUUAAUAAAUUUCUUAAAAC
Molecule: messenger RNA, 3764 nt
Organism: Urocitellus parryii (Arctic ground squirrel)
Lineage: Eukaryota; Metazoa; Chordata; Mammalia; Rodentia; Sciuridae
Source: RefSeq, a predicted model, not a curated record